AACCCGAAAGAGAUCAAGUAACUCUUACCUUUAAGCAGUUAAAGCGUUCAGUUACCAGAGGAAUGCUUUGAAUAAAUAGCUGGACAUCGUCCGUAAAACGAGUCAGAAUAAGCCCAGUUCAAAUGGCCGCUAAGGACAGUUUCACAGAUGGCUGUGUGCAGGCCGGGGGGGCAUUGCUUCACUUUUUUAUGGUUUUUACCUGUGUCUUCAUCGGUGUGUCUUUGGCUAAAUUUUUUCUCGAUCAUUUUCCAAAGAGCGACAGAAACAAAGAUCGCAGGACACAGCGUCGAUUGCCGCCCGGACCGAGGGGCUGGCCGAUUCUUGGUCAUCUGCCAUACCUGGGCUCUCACCCUCACCAGGUGUUAGCGAGAUGGAGGGAGAAUUACGGAGACAUUUAUAGAAUACGCAUGGGAAGCAAAACUGUCGUUGUGGUGAACGGGCUGGCUGCUACGCGACACGUUCUGCUAGACAGACGCGGAGAGUUUGACGGCCGGGCAAGCCUCCUUAGCUUCAGUAGUAUCUGUGACGGGGCAUCCCUGACAAAUAACCGCGACUAUGGAGUAAGUGACGUCCAAAGAAAAAUCGCAGUCCGUGCCUUAAACGCUGUUAUGAAGGACAAACAAAAUCUUGAGGAACUGAUAAGUAAACAAGCCGAUAAUUUGGUGAAAAACAUUUUGAAAAACGAAGAAAGACCAUACGACCCUGCGUCUGACUUUUUAACUGCUGUAAGUUCGGUGAUUUUCGCGCUUGUCUUUGGGUGUGGCCGAGCUGGAAAUUUAGAUGAACAAUUUAUGAAUAUGUUAAAAUCUGUAAGAAAUUUUACUGAUUUUUGCAAAGCUGGAAAUCCAGCCGAUUUUUUCCCGUGGCUUGAACCAUUUAUGCGGGAGCGAAUGAGGAAGUUUAAAGCCAUGGCUGACAUGUUGCCUCGUAUCUGCCAUCGUCUGUUGCAGGAACGAUGGUUAACUUCUUACACACCGACGCUGUCGCAUAUAACCCCUCCCCGUGACGUUAUGGACGUCUUAAUCAAUUACGUUACAACAUCAUCUGACGCCAGACGAACAAAAAAGCUCGCUGACGCCCACGUGUUUAAUUUACUAUCUGACAUAGUAGGUGCUGGGUUCCAUACAACAUCCACCGCCCUCAACUGGGUGACGCUCUGUCUGGUCGCCUUUCAGGACGCUCAGCGGAAGGCGCAGAUAGAGAUCGAUUCCGUGAUCGGAAAAUCGCGAGAGCCUCGCACCGACGACAUGGACAAGACGCCUUACGUCAUGGCGAUGAUUCACGAGGUACUUCGUUUCCGACCGGUCUUGCCUCUGAGUCUCCCCAGGGCUACGACCAGAGAGGUGGUCCUCGGUGAAUUCUAUAUCCCCGAUGAUACAAUGGUCUUAAUCAAUUACUGGUCUGUAUGUCACGAUAGUAGCGUCUGGACUGACCCGGACCUUUUCAAACCUGAACGCUUUCUGCGGACAGACGCCGCUGGACGGACGACCAUUGAUAAUGAACUCAAAGAACGCGCGACGACAUUUUCUGUUGGAAAACGUAAAUGCUUGGGUUAUGCCUUGGCGCUGAAGGAACUUUUCAUAAUGGUCACGGCACUGUUACAAAAGACGUAUAUUUUACCAGAAGAGGGGGAAGAUUAUGAGGAAGCUCUGAAAGGAGAGUUCGGUUUGGCUAUGACUCCAAAGCCUUAUAAAGUAAGGUUUUGUCAAAGAUCGUCGUUAUAAGAUGAAAAAACUGACUGCCAGUAAAAAUGUGGUCUCAGACUUGCGGGAAAAUCCGUAUCUGAAUUUAAAUUAUGUUAGCGCUUCGUAUUUAGACGGAAUUUUAUUUGUUUUUUAUUCUCUUGAAAUGGCAUUUAAUAUGAGCAAUAUUUUCCGCAUAUUACUUUGAAGAGGAACAGUAUUUCCAAUAAUUUAUAUGUUAUUUUUAAAUAAUUAAAAUAUUGCACUAAAAUGUAAAUAAUUCUAAAAAUAAUAAUAGCGCUUUAUACGUGUAUUAAGACCAAAAUUUGCAUAAUUAAUUUAAUUUAUAUUUUGUAAAAUAUGUGUUUACUACAGCGGCAGAAGUGCGGAGAGAUAACAUAAGUUUAAUGGGAAUGAUAAUUGGAAAAAUCAAUAUAAUGCAUUAUAACGCUGAUUGUGCAUAAUAGGUCCUAAUGUUUAAAUUUGUUGAUCAGUUCGUCAGGCAAA
Molecule: messenger RNA, 2189 nt
Organism: Lingula anatina
Lineage: Eukaryota; Metazoa; Brachiopoda; Lingulata; Lingulida; Lingulidae
Product: cytochrome P450 1A2
Biological process (GO): hormone biosynthetic process; progesterone metabolic process
Molecular function (GO): heme binding; iron ion binding; steroid 17-alpha-monooxygenase activity
Source: RefSeq, a predicted model, not a curated record